AUGAAUCACAAAGCUGCGUCCUCCCAGUGCGUCCCCCCAGUGCGUCCUCCCAGUGCGUCCCCCCAGUGCGUCCUCCCAGUGCGUCCCCCCAGUGCAUCCUCCCAGUGCAUCCUCCCAGUGCGUCCCCCCAGUGCGUCCCCCCAGUGCGUCCUCCCAGUGCGUCCUCCCAGUGCGUCCCCCCAGUGCGUCCCCAGUCGUCCUCCCAGUGCGUCCUCCCAGUCGUCCCCAGUCGUCCUCCCAGUCGUCCCCAGUGCGUCCUCCCAGUGCAUCCCCCCAGUGCAUCCCCCCAGUGCGUCCUCCCAGUGCGUCCUCCCAGUGCGUCCCCCCAGUGCGUCCUCCCAGUGCGUCCCCAGUGCGUCCCCCCAGUGCGUCCUCCCAGUGUGUCCCCCCAGUGCGUCCCCCCAGUGCGUCCUCCCAGUGCGUCCCCCCAGUGCGUCCUCCCAGUGCGUCCCCCCAGUCCCCAGCCCCCAGCCCCCAGUCCCCGGUCCCGUAGUCCUCAAGGUCCCCCAGCCCCAGUCCCCCGGUCCCCUCCCUCAAGGUCCCCCCAGCCCCCCAGUUCCCCCAGUCCCCCUAGUCCCGGGCGGCGUGUUCUUCAUCCCGCUGCUUCCCUCUCACGGUCCGCGGCGCUUCAGCCGCUCCGGACCUCAGAGACAGCGUCAAGCCGGCAAGAAGCAGCAGGGGGAACCUCCGUCUUUACGCGCUCCUCCUCUCGUGCGCGCGCCCCCCUCGUCCCGCUGCCUCCGUGGAUACUCCCGGUGGAUACCCCCGGUGGAUACUACCGGCCCGGUGAUGGACGACGCGUCCCUGUCCGACCUGUCCCCGGCCAACUCCACGCAGGAGCCCGGCUGGGGGGCGUCCUCUGAAGGCGCGGAGUCGGUGCACCUGGCGGUGCGCUGCGUCAUGACCUCGCUGUAUCUCCUCAUCGUCACCGUGGGGCUGCUGGGCAACAUCACGCUGCUGAAGAUCGUCAUCACCAACAGCGCAAUGCGCAGCGUGCCCAACAUCUUCAUCUCCAGCCUGGCGGCCGGAGACCUGCUGCUGCUGGUCACGUGCGUGCCGGUGGACGCCUUCCGCUACUUCUCGGAGGAGUGGCUGUUCGGCGAGGCGGCGUGCAAGCUCAUCCCCGCCAUCCAGCUCACCUCGGUCGGCGUGUCGGUGUUCACGCUCACCGCACUCAGCGCGGACCGGUACAAGGCGAUCGUGAACCCGAUGGAGGUGCAGACGUCGUCGGCCGUGUUCUGGACGUGCCUGAAGGCCGUGUCCAUCUGGCUGCUGUCCUUCCUAUUGGCCGUCCCCGAGGCCGUGUUCUCUCAGGUGGUCUCUAUGCAGGGCCACAGUAACCACAGCAACGUGACCUCCCUGAACUGCGUGCCCUACCCGCUGUCCAAUCAGAUGCACCCUAGGAUCCACUCGGUCCUGAUCUUCCUGGUCUACUUCCUGGUUCCUCUGAGCAUCAUCUCCGUCUUCUACUUCCACAUCGCGCGCACGCUCCUCCAGAGCGCCAAGGACAUGCCGGGGGAGGAGAGCGAGCACGGCAGGAGACAGAUGGACACCAGGAAGCGGCUGGCUAAGAUCGUGCUGGUGUUCGUGGGCCUGUUCGCCGUGUGCUGGUUCCCCAACCAGGUGCUGUACCUGUACCGGUCCUUCCACUACCAGGACCCGGACCUGUCCCUGGCCCACCUGGUGCUGGGCCUGCUGGCCCGCGUGCUCAGCUUCUCCUCCUCCUGCGCCAACCCCUACGCCCUGUACCUGCUGAGCCACAGCUUCAGGCGCCACUUCAACAGUCAGCUGCGAUGCAUUCAGGGACCCCGCCUUGAGCGUCAGGCCAGCUACAUGCAGAGCACCUCCCACAUCCGCCUCACCUCUAUCAGGAAGACCACGCCCACCACCGCCAUCAUCGCUUCGGCGGACAAUGGCAACUCCAGCAGACCGGAAGUGGCUCUGUGAGGUGGGCGGGGCCAGUCUGCAGACUGGGAGGAGCUUAGAGGACCUCCUCCCAGCUGCUCCUUUCACACCAGCUUCUUCAUCUUCAACGU
Molecule: messenger RNA, 2036 nt
Organism: Pseudoliparis swirei
Lineage: Eukaryota; Metazoa; Chordata; Actinopteri; Perciformes; Liparidae
Product: neuromedin-B receptor-like
Exons: 9
Coding region: 1-1947 (648 amino acids)
Biological process (GO): G protein-coupled receptor signaling pathway
Cellular component (GO): membrane
Molecular function (GO): G protein-coupled peptide receptor activity
Source: RefSeq, a predicted model, not a curated record